GGGCGGGUUGGGUGGGGUGCAUCGUGGUGGGGAGGCGUCGAUGGAUGUGUCGGCGGAUUUGACCGAGUUGGGGAGGACCAGGGUGGCGGUGGUUAGUAGUGGGUGCAAGGGCUUCUUGGAUAUUCCGAGGACGUUGGAGUUUUUGGAGACGCAGGGGGCGUUGGUGGCGACGUUUGCGGAUGGCGGCGCCGCGGCGGGCGGGAAGGGGGUGGAUUUUCCGGCGUUUUGGGCGCGGGAGAGCGGCGUGCCGAGUCCGUCGGUGGUGAGGGACGAGAGGGACGCCGCGGCGAUUAUCUUGGCGCAGGAGCGGUUGGGCAUCGAGUCCGGGAUGCUGUUUGCGAACCCGAUCCCGGAGGAAGCGGCGAUUCCGAGGAAGGAGAUGGAGCUGGUUAUUGAGACGGCUGUCAGGGAGGCGGCGGAGAAGGGGUUCACCGGGAGUGCCAAUACGCCGUACGUCCUCACCAGGAUCAGGCAGCUCACGGAGGAGAGGAGCACUUCGGCUAAUGUAGCGCUGGUGCGGUCCAAUGUUGCGCGUGCAGCUAAGAUUUCGGUCGAGUUGGCUAAACUACUGGACGGAGCGCCGGUGACGGUCAAGGCGGCAUCUCCGGGCGUUGACAGCGCCAAACAAGCAUCAACUCCGGCGGCCAAAAUCCAGUCAGAGGUAGACACAGCGGCCAAGCCAGAGGAUCCCCAUCCGGUGGACGUCCUUGCAGCAGGCUCAGUAGCCCUUGAUUUGAACUGCGACUACGCUGGCGGUUCUCCGUCAGGAAACAGCAAGGCAGUGUCCCCAGCUUUGCACACAUCCAAUCCUUCCACCAUCAGCCAAUCUGUCGGCGGCGUCGGGCACAAUAUCGCCCUGGCAGCACACAGGAUCAGUGGCGAAGGCAAGGUCCGGUUAUGCAGCAUGGUUGGCGAUGACAUCGCCGGCUCGACGAUUUUGUCCACCCUCCAAGCCUCGGGCCUCGACACCUCCAGCAUCCGCCAGCUUGGUGCCGAAUUCCCGUCCGCCCGCACAGCGCAAUACGUGGCCGUCAACGACGCCGACAAGAACCUCGUCAUGGCCAUGGCCGACAUGGACAUCUUCUCCACCCACUCCUUCCCCGCAGACUGGACCUCCACCGUGGCCGCCUCCAAGCCCAAGUGGCUAGUCGUCGACGCCAACUGGUCCGAGGCCGACAUCCAGACCUGGCUGCGCGCAGGCACGAAGCACGGCGCCGAUAUCGCCUUCGAGCCGGUCUCAGCCGCCAAAUCCCAGCGCCUCUUCCCCACCCUCAAAACGAACCAAACUCCCCCCCUCAGCGUCUACCCGCACGCGAGCGUCGGCCUCUGCACGCCCAACCAGCACGAGCUGCUGGCCAUGUACGAGGCGGCGCGCGGGCGCGGCUACCUGGAGCACGACGCGGCCUGGUUCGGCGUGUUGGACGGGUUUGGCAUCCUGCGCGGCGCGCGCGACCGCUUCGUCGACAUCGCCUCCGCCCCAAUCGCCGACGCCGGGAUUCCCGUUCAGUGCGUCAACCUGCUGCCGUACAUCCCGACCAUUGUUGCGAAGAUGGGUGCGGGCGGGGCGUUGUUGGCGACGGUGCUGGGGAGGGAGGAUCCGAGGCUUAAGGACCCCGAGCAUGCGCGGUUUGUGGUCAGUCGCUCGAUGAAUGAUCAUCCGCAUGUUGGGGGGGUGUAUAUGAGGUUGUUUCCGGCGGUGGAGCAGGUGGAAGAUGUGGUGUCGGUCAACGGGAUUGGGGAUACGUUUAUGGGUGUGUUGGUGGCCGGUUUGGCUAUGGGGGGGAAGGUGGACGGGCUGAUUGAUGUUGCGCAGAGGGCGGCGGUCUUGACGUUGAGGAGUAAGGAGAGUGUUAGUGAGGAGGUCAGGGGGCUGAGGGGGGAUCUAAGGAGGGCUGUUGAGGAGUCGCGGUGAUAAGAUACGGAGUCGGCUACUCUUCAUGUGCACCUAGAUAGAGUUUCUUCUCGAUGAGAUACCAGUAAAUCGCUUAUUACUAACUACCUACUACUCGAAUAAUUAAGGACUGAAAGAGGGUAAACAACUAAAGCGGAGUCGCAUUGUCAACCACGACUCACGGGCUGGUGUUGACUCGCCCCUGAGCAACACAUGUCUCCUCUGUGACAACCGACACACACCAAGCCCGAAAAGCCAAUUGGAAAAC
Messenger RNA from Chaetomium fimeti, 2159 nucleotides. Its product is annotated as Indigoidine synthase A like protein-domain-containing protein. The record is from RefSeq and is a predicted model, not a curated record. Gene Ontology annotation, molecular function: pseudouridylate synthase activity. NCBI's taxonomy places the organism in Eukaryota, Fungi, Ascomycota, Sordariomycetes, Sordariales, Chaetomiaceae. The coding region runs from base 41 to 1912 and encodes 623 amino acids. The transcript is spliced from 2 exons.